Dioscorea cayenensis subsp. rotundata (Guinea yam) is the source of this 1384-nucleotide messenger RNA. RefSeq names its product protein PHOSPHATE STARVATION RESPONSE 1-like. Lineage: Eukaryota; Viridiplantae; Streptophyta; Magnoliopsida; Dioscoreales; Dioscoreaceae. The record is from RefSeq and is a predicted model, not a curated record. The transcript has 7 exons. Bases 86 to 850 code for a protein of 254 amino acids. Gene Ontology annotation, molecular function: DNA binding; DNA-binding transcription factor activity.
AGUAUCUGCAAUUGUUAUUUAAACCGAAGCUUGGCCUUUUGAAAUUUCUACUUCACAUUACUUUCAAAGCUCAUUGAUUUUAAGAAUGAAUGCUGUAGAAAAACAUACCAGAAAUUUGGUUGUUUCCAAAGAAGAUUUCAGUAAUUGCUAUGCAUCAUAUGCUCAAAUGCAGUAUCAUCAAUCAUUGUUCUCCAAUUCACUUCCAAAUAGCAACUUUAUUCAAUCAAGAUUUCCAAUUAGUUCUCAGGUGAUCAAUCAUACUGAUUAUGGAAUUGAACAACAAGAUGUGAAGCGUGGAGAUGUGAGGAUUGCAAAGCAGCGAAUACGAUGGACUCAUGAACUGCAUGAACAGUUUGUAGAGGCUGUUAAUUGUCUUGGAGGGCCAAUGAAAGCAACUCCAAAAGGAAUACUAAAAUUGAUGGAGUCACAAGGCCUAACAAUUUUUCACAUUAAGAGUCAUUUGCAGAAAUAUCGGGCAGUAAAGUGUAUUAUGAAUUUCUCUGAAGGUAAACAUGGAGGGAAAGCAAAUAAUGAUCGAAUGCCAAUUCACAACAGUAAAAAAAAUGGUGGAGUUCAUAUUUUAGAAGCUCUUCGUCUGCAAUUGGAUGUACAAAAGAACUUACAUGAACAAUUAGAGUUCCAGAAAAAGUUGCAGAGUAGAAUCGAGGAACAUGCGAAUUACCUGCAAAGGAUGUUUGAUUUUCAGAAAAGAAGUUGCAGUUACUUUGAGAACACUAAUGCGAAGAACCAAAUGGACAGUCAUGCUACAGAGAGCUCAUCUUAUGGAGGAUACAGUGAAUUUGGUGAAAUAUAUCUCAAUGAAUCAGAGGCGAAAUGGUUUGCAUCAUAAAAUGUUUGGAAUGGAAAACAAAAAUCCAAUCACUUUAGAUAGAUAGCCUGAAGGCAACCGGUUUGGAUUACAAGACCAAAGAAAUUCAACAAUGUAUAUAAUGCGCAUGAUAGCAUUAUAGUAUUUUAUUUGCACCAAAUAAAAUAAUUACUUAGCGAAACAUCAGAGGUAAUUAAGCCUCUAGUUUCAUAUGAUCCAAGAUGUUCUUCCCUUCAAGUUUGAGAGUAAAGACCAUCUUGACAUAAUCCUGGAAACUAAUAGUCCUGCAAUGUGGCUUGUUUUUCUCUAAUGCCUCUGGAAGUGGUCCUAAUUGUGCAUCUGCACUCGGACUAUGAAAUGUAGCAACCGACAUGCGUUCCCAGUCUGUGUUUACAAUAGCUCUGUGUUCAAUGCUCUUGUAUUUCCCAUUGCUCAUUAUCUGUCAGAUAAACAGUAAAAAGUAUUUAUGUUUAGCAGUUACCGAAAUUGUAGACAUAUAAUGUUGAUUGAGAGCUAAGUUUUACCUCAAUGUUAUCUCCAAUGUUGACUAUGAAA